Messenger RNA from Amaranthus tricolor (Joseph's coat), 4160 nucleotides. Its product is annotated as protein DECREASED SIZE EXCLUSION LIMIT 1. The record is from RefSeq and is a predicted model, not a curated record. Bases 338 to 1537 code for a protein of 399 amino acids. Gene Ontology annotation, molecular function: protein binding. The transcript has 11 exons. NCBI's taxonomy places the organism in Eukaryota, Viridiplantae, Streptophyta, Magnoliopsida, Caryophyllales, Amaranthaceae.
UUGCAAGACUUCUCGUUAAUCAUUGGUUAAUCAUAUUCACAUGAGUAUUAUUUUGAUUCAUAUUUUUGUAUGGAUUUCUUCUAAAACAACCUUAUUCAUGGCUUCUUGUUGCUAAAAAUAUCUAUCUCACUUGCAAAGUGCAACGUACAAUAAUUUUCCUUGUUUUAUUUGCUUAUUUAUGAUGGAUUCUUUUAGGUUAAUUGUUGGUAUGCUGGUUGAAGAAUUUGCUUAAUUAUUUUGAGGGAAACGAAUCAAAGUGUAGAGAACACAAUAGAAAAGAAACUUAGAGAAGAAAUUGCAAGUAUUGAAUUGAACAUUUCAGUGGUAGCACAGAAGAAUGAGCCAAAAAAGACCUCCCCCCGAUCCGAUUGCGGUGCUAAGAGGCCAUCGCGCAUCUGUUAUGGAUGCUUGCUUCCAUUGGUGUAAACCUUUAUUGUUUUCUGGUUCAACGGAUGGAGAAUUAAGGAUAUGGGACACGGCACAGCAUCGAACAUUAUCAUCUUCAUGGAUUCAUAGUGCAGCUCAUGGGAUUAUGUUUGUUGCAUCUGAUCCUUCAAUUGGAGAUGACAAAGUUCUUAGCCAGGGUAGGGAUGGAACUAUAAAAUUGUGGGAUAUUGGAAAUGGAGGACUUUCCAGGACACCCUCGGUUAUUAUCACCACAAACUCUUACCACUUUUGCAAAUUGUCAUUGUUGAAGAAACCCAUGACUCCGGUGAAUAAUGUUGAAGCAUGCAUCCAGGAGCAACAUGUUGGUUGUAGUGGCGAUGAGAUGGCAAACUCAUUGCUUGGAUCUAUGCCUGAACACCAGUCAAAAUUUUUAGAUAGUGUGCAGAUUGAAGGUCCAAAUUACGUGGCGGUUGCGGGAGAACAACCCUCUCAGGUUGAGAUUUGGGAUCUCAAAACUGCAGAGAGGUGUGCAAGACUUCCACAAACUUCUUCAAGUGGACUUGUGAGUGAUUCCAAAAGUGCGAGAGGAAUGUGCAUGGCCUUACAAGCAUUUAUUCCUCCAAUGUGCCAAGGAUCCCUUCACAUCUUGGCCGGUUAUGAGGAUGGGACUAUGGUGUGGUGGGAUAUGAGAAAUACUGCAACACCCAUGACUUCUGUGAAGUACCAUUCAGAACCAGUUCUAAGUUUGGCAGUUGAUCAAUCAUGCCAUGGAGGUCUCUCCAGCGCUGCAGAUGACAAGCUCUUUUUGUUCAGUAUAGAUCACGAUAUGGGAACUUGUGUGGUCAGGAAAGAAAUUAGCUUGGAACGUCCUGGAAUAGCAAGCGCUGCAAUCCGUGCAGAUGGCAAAAUAGCAGCGACUGCUGGUUGGGACCGACGGUUGGUUGUGCACUCAAACUGGCUACUCUUUUCUUAUUUCCAUAUUGGCUACUCUUUUCUUAUUUUAUAUUUUGUUGAUCAUGGUUUUAGUUUUCUCUGUAGUUAUAUUUGUUUGUUAUUUUACAUUUCUAUAACAUUGACAACAUGGUUAUUAAAAUCACGAUUCUAUGAUUUUACGAUGCAAAAAUUAGCGAGCGAUUUGAAUCGUAGGUAGGAUCUUAAGUUGGUAGAAUUAUACGAUUCUAAUUAAAAUAAAACUUGUAGAGGUAGAAUCAUAACACGAUUCUACGAUCCUACAAUUUAACGAUUCGAUUCUACAAGUUUAUUCUUAAUUUUUUUUUAAUUUUUCUUAAAUUUAACGAUCUAUCAUCAUACAUUUUAAAAAAUAAAUUUCUUCAUCGGAAUGAAGAUUUAAACUAAUUAUUAAAUAUUUUUCUAUUCCGUUCUUAAAAAUGAAGUGAAUGAAACUUUAAUUAAUAAACUUAAACUUUUGCGGUGAAAAAUUAUAACUAGAUAGUAAAUUUAAGUUUAUUGUAGAGUCUUACGAUUCUACGAUUCGAUUCUACAGGAUUGAAGGAUUCCAACUAGAAUCCCGAUUUUAACAACUUUGAUUGACAAUCUAAGCUAGGUCACUGCGGUAGUGUGCUUCUGUUAUGGUGUCAAAUUUGGUGUACUUUGUGAAGUUCAUUCUGGAAAGUUUCUGUUACACAAUUGAGUUACAAUCAUGCUUAUUAAUCUUUUAGGUUCAUCCUCGUCGCUAAUUUUGUUAUAACCCGUAUUGUUGGAUUAAGAUUUUUACGUUGUUGUGUGGCGGUCUUGAGUGGUAGUCUUCUUGGAUUCUCAUGCUUCAAUCAAACGUUUCUAUACACAACUCACCAUUUCUUGCUCACUGCUUUUCAUUAGCAGACAUAGACUUUGUAAAAAACUAGACUUGUCAUCUCAUCCAAACAAUGGAAAGAAACCUCUUGGAGAUGAUGCAUUAUCAUUUUACGUCUGACAAAAACAAAUUGAAUUGACUUGGAUAUGAUAUUGGUCAUGCAUAGAUCUAAAUCUUCCGUUCUUUUCCGAGUAUGAAGUACACACAAUUAACUAGUGUUACAUUGAUAUCUAAUUUGCCUUUUACAUUUGCAAUUCUCACAAGAUGGGUCAAUAUCAAACCAAAAAUGGCCAUAAAUUCGCUCGUCUCAUUUCGCAAUUUGCUAAGGUUUGCCGAAUCUGGUAACACUGCAGUUAACCAUUCCGAAGGAUAAUGGUUUCUAAUCAUACAUUAUACUAAAAAGCUUGGAAAAUUCCAAGUGUCACAACUAAAUUGAGUUUGUCAAAUUGAACUCAUUUAUUGGAUAAAGCAAAAUGCAAUGGCAUUUUGUCUUGAUUAAUAUCUCUACCAUUAAAGUAUCUUUAACUAGCAUUUAUUUAUAGUUAAAUUGAGUAAAUUAGAGAAUAUAAUAUACUACAUAAUUUAUUUUUGACAAUUUCCAAAAUUACAGAGUUAAUUUAUACAUAUAGCUGUCAAAAUUGAGUAUUUCUACUGCUUAUUAUCUCUGGCUUUAUUUUUUAAUGUCAUAUGUUUAUGUAUGUCAAUGCUAAAAAAUCGUGCAUUGCACGAGUUUCUACACUAGUAUCUUAUAAUUGUCUGAAAUGACCCCCUCCUGAACAUAAUGGUCUAGACCUACACGAAGACAGAUUUGGUAUCAAUAGGUACAAGCUAAUGUAGGGAAGUCAGGAUGUAUGGAACCUUUUUCUCCUAAUGUUCUUGUGUGCUUUGUCAAUAUGUUCGUGUCAUGUAGCAUUAUCGAGAUGCAAAUUCUCUUUGUUACUGCUAUGAAUGUGAUAGGCAUUGCCAUUUCUACCUAUGCUUGUCCAAGAUUGUGCAACUGUCGGUUCGAUAUCUUGGUCUGAUGUCAGACGAACAGGAGUUGGAUCAAUGGAGUAUGGCGCAUUAAAAAUAACUGUCUGACAUUGUUAUUUACUUGGGAACUGAACUUCUGUUGGAGGAGGAAAGAGUUAAGAGUAGAUGUAAGAAGUGAGGCUUAAAUGCCCCUUCAGCAUCUUGCGAAUGAAUUUUAAGAAAUUAUUUGGGGAAAGAUGAUGGGGUACAACGCUGGUCAUAUGGAUCUUUGAUAAAAUUCUCUUAGCAUUUAGUUCAAAGCCAAUUUGGUAGUUUUAUUUAUUCUAUGGUUCUGACCUUCACAUAUGCCUCACUGUUGGCUGGGGUGAUGAUUAGUUGAGCCAAACUUGAGCUACAGGUCGGUCAACUUGCGCUCAAUGCUCCGACAUUCCAUGCUCUGGUUGGCAUUAUAGUUAACUUGACCGUAAUUUAAUGCUUAUGUUACAGUACAUCCAACCUGACGUUAUAGUCAACUUGAGCUAAAGGUUCGCCAGGUACAUCCAACCUCACUUUACCUCGCCUAGGUAGGUGCCACUCCAGUGGCAACGAAGUAAUUUAUUCUUGAUGUUACAGUACAAGUCAUGCUCCUUUGUUUUAGUUUUUCAUACUUGACCCAGUUCUUGAGCGAGAACUCAAACAAAUUGACUUGAGCAAGCUCAGAUUUGACUCAAGCAUUCUUUAGUUGAGGUUUUCCCAAUUCAAGCUCUGAGUAGUUUGUGAGUAGAUUCAGAUCAUCAUCCCUGCUCCCCCAAAUUUAAAUCAACUACGAUUGCUUCCAUUACAACUUUCUGGCGGGUGUUUGAUUAUAUAAUUCUUUAUUCGUAUUUCUUCACUGUAUAUCAAGGAGGUUGUUAAGCUACACUUGACCCAGUUUGUUUGAUGGCAGAGUCAGGAUCUACAAUUAUCGUAAAGGCAAUGCUUUGGCGAUACUGAAAUAUCACAGUGCUAU